Molecule: messenger RNA, 1242 nt
Organism: Alligator sinensis (Chinese alligator)
Lineage: Eukaryota; Metazoa; Chordata; Crocodylia; Alligatoridae
Gene: PIH1D1
Product: PIH1 domain containing 1
Exons: 11
Coding region: 174-1112 (312 amino acids)
Biological process (GO): rRNA processing; box C/D snoRNP assembly
Cellular component (GO): ribonucleoprotein complex; cytoplasm; R2TP complex
Source: RefSeq, a predicted model, not a curated record
UGGAACUGGGGCUUGCUGGUCAGCUCCGCCCCCCCCCAGCGCAGCCCGCGUCCCGGAAGUUAAACCUCGCGCGUGCUCACGAGUAUCGGAAGUAGGGUUCUCGGGCCUUAGCGACUGUUGUCAGGGGAGAGUGGGGUCCCUCCCUGCUCCCAGCCUGGCGCUUGGCUGCUGCGAUGGCGGCGCUGACGGACAAGUCGCUGCUCUCGGCCGAGCUGGAGGAGGACAGGGACGGGGACGAGGACGAAGAGUUCCAGCGGCUGCUGCUGCAGGCAACGCAGAAGAUACAGAGCACAAUGCCUUCAGCUCCAGACUCCAAACCUAUCCGGCCUCAGCCAGGCUUCUGCAUUAAGACCCAUGCCAGUCCCACUGAAAAAGUCUUUGUGAACGUGUGCCGGUCUCCGCACAUCCCACCACCUCCCGACCUAACUCCCCAGGAGCUGGAGUGUCUGAUUGAGUCUGACAGUGCCUCGGCCUUCCGCAUCCCCAUGAGCCUGGGGGAGCCCCAUGCCGAGCUGGACAAGAGUGGGAAUGGGUGCACUGCCUAUGAUGUGGUCAUCAACACAGGCUUCUUCAAUAAGCUGGAGGCCAACCUACUGUUCAAGGAGUUCUUCAUCACUGUUGCCUUGGAAGGGCUUGCAGAGAAAUACAGCACCAACAUAAACCACCCAGAAUGGCUAGUGCUGAAGAACCGCAAAUUCAUGGGCUCGAUCUCGGAGCAGACCAUCCGCACCAAGUCCCGGCCUGUCAUCCAGGAGAUGGACCUUGACAAAGCUGGUGAGACCCAAGAGACCCCCAUGGAGCUGUCCCAUGCCCAGAGCUUCUCCGUGGUCCCCAAGUUCACCAUCCGGGCUGAGCCACCAGGAGGGCGCCCUAACUUCCUGCAUGCCGAGAUCCACCUGCCCCAAGUGGCCUCGGCACUGGAGCUGUCCCUGGAGCUGGGGGAGGACCGGAUCGUGCUGGAGGGUGGGCAGGUGCCCUACCUCCUUGAUAUCUACAUCUCCCACCACAUCAAGCCCGAGAGGAGCCGUGCCCAGUUCCACAGGGGCACCAAGGUCUUGACUGUGACAAUGCCGAUCCAGCUUGUGCCAGGGGCCCCUAUGCUGCUCCCCUGAAGAUCCCCCACUUCCUGUUGGACAGGAGUCAGGAUUUCACCCCCCCUAGGCAAGGGAGGCAUCUGCCCCAACCUGAGGAAGGUGCCAGCAUGGGCAGCUGGGGUGGCACUCCCCCCCCCCCCCCCCCCCC